GCAGAGGAGACCCCAGCAUCCUCUAGAGCCCAGCGCCGGCCCUGCCUCCGCCUGCCCCGCCGCCGCCGCCUCUGCCUGUGCGCCUGCUACUGUCCCACCUAAACAACUCCCGUUACACGGACAAGUGAACCUCUGUGGCCGUCUGCUCCUCUUCUUCCAACUCCUCCUCCUCCUCCCACUUGCCAGCCGCAGCAGAAAGCCCCCACCCCAACUGACACUGGCACAGCCGCGAGCGGUGUCAUCUGCACAACUUUAUCUUGCGCCUCCGGCUCCUCGCCGCGUCCGUGAUUUUUUGCAAAGUUGCACCGCUCUGCACAUCUGCGGCCCCGCCACCUCCCUGUGCGGCGCGCGUGUCCCGCCGGCCCCGCAGCCUCCUCCCGGAGCUGCGCCCUAGUGCCCCUGCCGGGCAGCGGCGUUCGCCCCCGUCCGCCCACGCCCAGCCCCUGCCGUGCGCGGCGGGCGAUGCUGAAGAUGCUCUCCUUCAAGCUGCUGCUGCUGGCCGUGGCUCUGGGCUUCUUUGAAGGAGAUGCUAAGUUUGGGGAAAGAAGCGAGGGGAGCGGAGCGAGGAGGAGGAGGUGCCUGAACGGCAACCCCCCGAAGCGCCUCAAGAGAAGGGACAGGCGGAUGAUGUCCCAGCUGGAGAUGCUGAGCGGGGGCGAGGUGCUGUGCGGGGGCUUCUACCCUCGGCUGUCCUGCUGCCUGCGGAGUGACAGCCCGGGGCUGGGGCGCCUGGAGAACCAGAUAUUCUCUGUUACCAACAACACAGAAUGUGGGAAGUUGCUGGAGGAAAUCAAAUGUGCACUUUGCUCUCCACAUGCUCAGAGCCUGUUCCACUCACCUGAGAAAGAAGUCUUGGAGAGAGACCUGGUACUUCCCCUGCUCUGCAAAGACUAUUGCAAGGAAUUCUUUUACACUUGCCGAGGCCAUCUUCCAGGUUUCCUUCAAACAACUGCUGAUGAGUUUUGCUUUUACUAUGCAAGAAAAGAUGGUGGACUGUGCUUUCCAGAUUUUCCAAGAAAACAAGUCAGAGGACCAGCAUCUAACUACUUGGACCAGAUGGAAGAAUAUGACAAAGUGGAAGAGAUCAGCAGAAAGCACAAACACAACUGCUUCUGCAUUCAGGAGGUUGUGAGCGGGCUGCGGCAGCCUGUUGGUGCCCUGCACAGCGGGGACGGCUCGCACCGCCUCUUCAUUCUGGAAAGGGAAGGCUACGUAAAGAUACUGACCCCUGAAGGAGACAUUUUCAAGGAGCCUUAUUUGGACAUUCACAAACUUGUUCAAAGUGGAAUAAAGGGAGGAGAUGAAAGAGGACUGCUAAGCCUCGCAUUCCAUCCCAAUUACAAGAAAAAUGGAAAGCUGUAUGUGUCUUAUACCACCAACCAAGAACGGUGGGCUAUCGGGCCUCAUGACCACAUUCUCAGGGUUGUGGAAUACACAGUCUCCAGGAAAAACCCCCAUCAAGUUGACUUGCGAACAGCCAGAGUAUUUCUCGAAGUUGCAGAACUCCACAGAAAGCACCUGGGAGGACAACUCCUCUUUGGCCCUGAUGGCUUUUUGUACAUCAUCCUGGGCGAUGGGAUGAUCACACUGGAUGAUAUGGAAGAAAUGGAUGGGCUAAGUGAUUUCACAGGCUCAGUGCUACGGCUAGGUGUGGACACAGAUAUGUGCAACGUACCGUACGCCAUCCCGAGGAGCAACCCACAUUUCAACAGUACCAACCAGCCUCCUGAAGUCUUUGCCCAUGGGCUCCAUGACCCAGGCAGAUGCGCUGUGGAUCGACAUCCCACUGAUAUAAAUAUCAAUUUAACCAUACUUUGUUCAGACUCCAAUGGCAAAAACAGAUCAUCAGCCAGAAUCCUACAGAUAAUAAAGGGGAAAGAUUAUGAAAGUGAGCCAUCACUUUUAGAAUUCAAGCCGUUCAGUAACGGUCCUUUGGUUGGGGGAUUCGUGUACCGAGGCUGCCAGUCUGAAAGACUGUAUGGAAGUUAUGUGUUUGGAGAUCGGAAUGGGAAUUUCUUAACUCUCCAGCAAAGCCCUGUGACCAAGCAAUGGCAAGAAAAACCACUCUGUCUUGGGACUGGCAGUUCCUGUAGAGGCUACUUUUCAGGUCACAUCUUGGGAUUCGGAGAAGAUGAGUUAGGGGAAGUUUACAUUUUAUCAAGCAGUAAAAGCAUGACCCAGACAAACAAUGGAAAACUUUACAAAAUUGUAGACCCCAAAAGACCUUUGAUGCCCGAGGAAUGCAGGGCCACAGUGCAGCCUGCGCAGACGCUGGCUUCCGAGUGCUCCCGGCUCUGUCGGAAUGGCUACUGCACCCCCACAGGCAGAUGCUGUUGCAGUCCAGGCUGGGAAGGGGACUUCUGCAGAACCGCAAAAUGCGAGCCACCGUGUCGCCAUGGAGGUGUCUGUGUUAGACCGAACAAGUGCCUCUGUAAAAAGGGCUACCUUGGUCCUCAGUGUGAACAAGUGGACAGAAACAUCCGCAGAGUGACCAGGGCAGACAUCACCUAGAUGAAACACCUUUACCCUCUCCUGUAAAAUACUAAAGUUACAUUUUUCACCAACUUAAUUGGAAAGAAGGGGAGUGAGAAAGCAGUCUUUAAUGUGAUGUGGAUCUAAUCUAGCAAUGUAUCCUUUUGCCAACAUGUAAUCAUUAACGACGGAUGAAAAAGCAAGAAAACAGCUAAUCCUUAUAAAAUUCCAGCAUUAAACAUUUGUAAAGUGCUUUUCACCAUAGCAAGACCGUCAGAGUAUAUGUGAUUAGAAUGUUGUCAAUUUCACACUGAAUCGAACCUCACUGGAGAAGAGCUCACUGGUUUUGAACAAAUUUUGGCUAUGUAAGCUGUCACUUGUACAAAUUUUUAAUGUAAUAGUUCUUGCCAAAUAUGACUUCUAAGAUACAUAUUCCUUCAGAACUCAAUGAAAAUACACCUUGGUUAAUGUAUCAAUAAAUAUUCUACAACUGUUCAGGUUUUUAGAGAACUGACAUGUUCUAACUGAAAAGUGCAAAAACUCUGGUAGAUCGAUUUUUUUUAAUGGUUUUCCAGGCCAACCCUCCAGGUCUGGAUUUCAACAAAAGUCUAAGGCCUCUUUGCACUACUGAGAAAACACAUCUACUCAUGACAAGUGCACACCCAUUGCACUGUCCUCCUUCUGUAAACAUCCAUUCCUCUAGAAUCUAAAUUGUAGUGUAGCAUGGAUUAUGCAGCACCAGCUGACUUUCCAAACCAGCUCCUUACCUUUAGGAAUAUGAGCUUCAGUUAAAUAAAGAUCUGGUAGCUAGUAAUUCUCUAUGGGUUUUAAGUGCGAGAUUUGCAAUUAAGACACAGUGAGCAUUUAUAUAGAAACCACAAUGUAGAAAGGUUGGUUAAGUGCACUGCUCUUGUCUUCCAUAUAUGAUUACUUAAGUUUCAAGUGACCUCAUGCCAAAUGGAAAUGGGUUGAGAAAUCUUGGUUCAGUGCUUAGUGAACAAUAGCCUGCAUUAAAAAGUGCAUGCAUAAUUUUGCACGAUUUAGAUUCAAUUGACAGUCUAUUCAAAGAAGUCUCAGGAUUAAAUGAGCAUGGAGACCAAAUUGCCCUCUUACCCCAGAAAAGGGGUGGUCCUUUCUAGUCACUCUAACACUUCAUUGGCCCAACAGUGUGACAAAUCUUGCAAUGAACCAUGCAGUAGCCUGCAUCUGUAGGUUAAUAGCAAUCUUUUGUCUCCAUUGCUUUCUCUUCAUAGCCCUUUAACUGAAUUCCAUCACAGAAAGUUUUACAAUUAAAAAAAAAAUGUCCUGACAACCAUUUUUGUAAAUGAACCUUACCAUCUAAUCGUCCCUUAUUCAACGUGGGUGACAUUAACAAAAUGUGAACUUCUUGUGAGGGAGCCAGCUGUCGAAAUCUGUCAAAUUGUGCAGUUUUAUUACACAUUCCCUCAUUCAUAGCUUCACCGAACACAAUAAGGACACUGCUGUAUAUUCAGUGAAAUCUGAAAAAUCAACUGUUGUUUCUUAUGUUUUUAAUCUUUCCAUCUUUUCCUCUGAAGAGAAAGUGUCCUGUCGCCACUAGUUCUACUAUUUAAAAAUAUCUAUUAAAGGGGCCAGCCUGUUUCAUACAGCCUUUUCCCAAGUGAAAGAGUUUCAUGUGGGUUUAGCAAACCAUGUACCCCAGGUGUCAAUUGCCUUUCCUAUUGUGACUCAUUAGAACAAAAGAGCAAAUUCCUCAAAAAAGAAGAUAGCACAAUCCAUGGAUAUUAAACUCAAGCAAAGAAAGUAGAGGCAUGAGAGUCAUUUCUUUCUGCCCUUAGGAGAAAAGUAGAUGGUGAUGGCUAAUUGAUGGCUCCGUAUUUGAAACGAAGUGGUCAAUUCAAAAACAAUCUCUUUGACCUUUCCUUUUAAGUAGGUUUUUUAAAUGCAUGACUGGGAAAUUAUCUGCAGUGAUUCGUGAUGAGAGGCAGGUAGGAACUGAUUUAAAAGUACUGCUAAGAAAAAGUUACUGUUCCAUACAUGGGAGGCAACAUCUCCCACAUUCCUAAAAGCACACAAGGCUAACGUCCUUGGUAUGAGUGCUGAUGUGUAGGAGGAGGAUGAAAUAAAGAAACAGAAACGUGACCAUUCUAGAGUUUAAGGCUUGGGUAUCAACUAAGUGUGAAAUGAUGCCAGAGUAGUUUUAAACAAUUAGAAACCAAUUUUCUCUCAUCGGUUUCUGCCAAACUCUCACACUGGAUUAUAGAACUAGUUCUCUUGACAGUUAUUGAAGGCAUUGAUAAGAAAAUUGAAUUGAGAGAUCAUUGAAGUUAAAAAGGAGGAAAGAUUUAAGAGUGAUAGCACAAAGUGCUUCCAUUUAUAUUUUUCUUCUUGGAACUUUAUUCCAAUGUAGAUUCUUAAAAUAUAUCUUUUAUUUUAUGACAAGAACUCAGAUAUUUUCUCAGAUUAAUGGGCUAUCUUAGGAAGAAAGAACAAGAAAGAACAAGGUGUCAGAACACAGACAUAGACGUAGACAUGUCCAAAAUAGGAAACUUCUUUUUGUCAUUUGCAUUUCUCAGAGCAAUCUCUCUUCUUCCCUAUUUCUUUCUUUGCAAAUAAUUAUAUUUAAUUUGCUUAACAUUUUAAGUCCAUAUUUUAAUAUUGUUUUUAUCUCUGGAUCAUAAACUAUACAAUGAGACUACUAGAUGUAAAAUAGGAACUUAGAUGCUACUUGCAAGGUCCUUCAAAUGCAUACAAUUUAAACUUAGUCCAACUUUCUAUUAAGUCUCCUAGCUUUGAAACACUAAAAGGGAAACAGCUCAGAUUUUUAAGAGGAAAAACAAGAUAUACCAUGGGCAACUGUAGUUGGCCAAUUAACAAAAUCAUUUCUGAGCUUAGACUGUUACCUCUAGUAUCUGUCUUCUCCCCCUCCAUUGUAUAGCUGUUACCCACAAUCUUUGUCCUUUCCUCCCUCCACGUCUUCAUUUUUACCUCUUUCCUCUUCCCACUCCUCUGUUUUUUAUUGUUUUUUCCUAAAUAAACAUGUCUUCAGUAUAUGCAUAAUUAAGGCAUCCUAGAGUAGUUUUCUUUUGCUUUUGCUUUUUUGAUUUCUAUUGAUCUCUUCUAGUGUCACAUUUGGUCAAAUUUGAUAGCAACAAGAACAUUGAACAAAGAGCUAGACUGAUCCAUUACAAUCACUGAAAGUAACCAACAAUCCAGAUAUUCCCAUUCAGUUAUUCUAUCAUAGCUACAGGAAAGAUAUGGAAAGUAGCUCCACUCGAGAGUUUAAGCUAACAAGCAGGAGUAUUAAUAGCUAUUUCCCACCCAAGCAACAGUCCUCUCUGUAGAAUCUAUUAUAGGGGAAAAUCAUUGCAAACCUAUUAGGAAAAAAUAGCAAGUGUUUGUUAGUCUAUGUAGACCUUGGGAUCUUCUUUCCUCUACCCAUGGGAUGAGAUUUGGCUUGCAGAGAACCCAGACCAAAGUCCCAUGCCCAGAAAAUAUACCCCCAAGAAGUUGGUGGACCUAUUACUGGCAUUGCUAAGAAUACCCUCAAAUAGGUCCUCUUUUGAAUAUCUGAAGAUAAAUAAUGUUAUCUUAUUUUACCUUCAUUCUCUUCAUCAUUGUAUCUUGGUCCCAACUCCCAGUAGUAAAUAUGAUGCUAAAAAAAGUGGAAAAUCCAAGAAGAGAAACAUAUCGAUAUUAAAACCAUGACCACAGAGCCUGCCAAACAGUAACCCUAGCCAACUUAAAGCUUGUUCCUCUUAAGUGUCUCCUUUGAAUAAGUUUGGGAAACUGCCUUAAGAUAAUAACAUUUUGGGAGAGUAAGAUGUGUUCCUGUGAGCGUAAGUCAAUACUGUUGAGCUGUUUUCUUAAUCAUGGACAUGGUUGCUGAAGAUGCUGUAAACAGGUUUGUUCAUUUGUGAUAAGCACUCUUAAAUUCCUCAUGACUUAUGAACCCACGGUGCAUCCAUGAUAUCUGCCUUGCUUUCCCAUACAUUUGUAUUGGACAUAUAGAUGUAAUUUGAAAAAAGAAAACAUCAGUGAUGGAUCCCAACAUAAAGCCUUACACCUAAAAUCUGUUAUUUUUUUAAGGCCAGAUUACACAGUGACUUUAAAACAUAAUAUCAACUCCUCAUUAAUUCUAAGGUUAUCUCUGUCAUGCAUAUCACAAAGUCAGAAGUCAUUUUUCAUUCAUAGUAUUUUUUGUUUUAAUAUGUAGAUUAUGUCUACUUAAAUCCAAAGUAUAUGUAUUCAUAAAGACAAGCUAAUGUGAAUGCAAGGUGCAUUUUCUCAAUCAGCUAUCAUUUUUUUUGAGUCAAAAAACAAAUCAUCUUUUAGAACAGAAGAUAGAAAGAACUGAACAUUAACAGUGAUGGAAACAUUCAUGAUAACUAAAUAUAAAAUAAGCUUUGUGCUCAUGAGUAAUCACUAAUUUCUGAACCUUUUCCUUUGCACUAAAUUACUAGGCUAUGGCUCCCAUUCAUAUGAGCAAGGUGUGAUCAUAUUCGAUAUGAUCUACUUCCCAAAUGAAUGUUGUAUGCUUCUUUACUUCAUAUUCUCAAACCCUGAGACAUGACAUUCCUAGAGUAAAUUAAGAUUUCAUAUACUGUAGAGCCCCUCUCAUAAUUCUGUUGUUGAGAAACCAAAUUGGCAAUCUUAUGACAUAGAUGUUUCCCAUGUCUCAUUAUGUUCACAGGGUAUGUUUGGACAUGCAUUUCACCAAGAACCAUGUAGUAACAAGAUAAAUGAUAACUGAGACAACUGAGGUACUAUGGAAUUUUUGGAAUUUGAUUGCCUGGGACAUGCUACAGUAGACGAUUUAUUUAAAAGAAGUCCAUUUAAUUAAAAUGAAAAGAUAUUGAAUCAUAAAUAAUAAGUAUAAAAUAAUACUAAAAUGAAAAUUCUAUGUGUUUCCUUUCUCUGUGAUUUUUUUUGUUCAGUUUAAAAGAACAGUAACCUUUUUAAUUUUUCUACCAUUUUGACUUUCUUAGUUUUCCAUUUUCCUUUAGGUUGUUGAAAAUUAGGGAAGUUUGUCCAUAGCCUUAUUCAUAGACAAUGCCAGAAUCAACCUUUACUUGGAUUCCUGUACAUAAGAGGCAGAAGGCUAUACGUACAGGUUAAGGGAGCAUGGUUAAUAUUUGUACUAGCUGAAUUUUCUAUAAAUGUUCUGAAAAGUGACGAGCAAAUUCACUGGCUCAGAUGAUCCCUCUGAGCUUGAAUUAAUCCUCUUUAUUUAAUCAAGUUAUUAGAAUAUGAAGGUUUUUUGUGAAUGAUACUAUAGUAUUCAGCCAUCCACCCAUUUAUUAACUCAACAAAUAUUUAUCAAAGUGCCUAGCAGGAUUAUCUGCUGUGGAACAGGCAAGGAUGUUUACAGGGAGGUUGUGAGGCUGGUGGGUAUGAUGAACCUGUUUGAAGUGAAAGACAAUAGUCACAUCCACCUAGCUCCAGUUUGGUGCAACAUUAGAAUCCAGCAGUAAUAGUACAGAUGGCCUAAGCUACACCUGUGUGUAUCUGUAUGUGUGCACACACCUAUGUAUAUAUAUUUAUCUAUCUGUACAAACACUACAUAUGUAUACACACUAUCUAUGUAAUAUAUAAUAUAUGUAUAAUGCAUAUAAAUUCUAACAAGUGUAUUUGUGUUAUCUUUAAAAUAGAACAAUUGUAUCUUGAAGUGGUAAAUGCAGAGAAUUGGUUUUAUUGUUGAUCUGUGGAUUUAAUGAUUUUUAGGUGAAAAGGAUGUUUAAGUGUAUAAUUUCUUUUCUUAAUUUAAUAUAUUUAUGUAAAUGCAUGCCUGAAAUUUGGUUAGAUUGGCUGUGUUUUGUGUCUUUUAACAUGAUCAAAUGUAUUAAACUUUAUCUUAUGACUUA
Messenger RNA from Lepus europaeus (European hare), 8315 nucleotides. RefSeq names its product hedgehog interacting protein (gene HHIP). Bases 463 to 2511 code for a protein of 682 amino acids. Lineage: Eukaryota; Metazoa; Chordata; Mammalia; Lagomorpha; Leporidae. The record is from RefSeq and is a predicted model, not a curated record. The transcript has 14 exons.